ACACCACAUCACCGACUUCUGCUUGGACUCAUUUUCGUGUGGGCCCUUGCAGCUGCCAUGCUAUCCCAUGCAUGCUGUGGCAGGUCCGAUAGCAGGUGGUAGGACGAACGGUGCUGGCGUGUGCAACCAGGUUCGAGAGGAUUGGUAUGACCAUCAUUCUCGUAGACUUGAUAUUUGUAGCAAAGCCAGCGUUUUUCGGUAAAAGCCGUCCAGAAAAUACCUUGGCGUUUGUAUUCCCCAAGGUGUUUGAGCAUCCGGAUGCGAUUAUGCGGAAACCAGACCUUUGGCUUAUACUCUUCCAUUCCGCUUGUAGCUUCGGUGCGCCCACGAAGAAGAGAUGACGUCGAUUGCUCCGCCCCGCGAGACCAUGUCCCUGAAGCGGACCCGCAUGAUGGAGACGCCCUUCCUCGGCGACAUGGAGGUCGAGAGCGCUCGCUCCAUGAAGCGCCGCUGCUUCCAGCAGGAGCCGCCCCAUGAGCACGAUCUGCCCAAGUACUCGCAGCGCCAGUUCGAGUUCCUCGACCAGGCCAAGCAAGCCGAGAUGAGCCGAUUAAGAUCGGAGUUUGAACACAUUAUGAUGAGCAAGGAGAACGAGCUCAACGACCUGCGCAUGGAGCGGGAGCGUCUGCGCCACGUCUGCACGGAACAAGCGAAAGAAGCGGAAAAAAUCCAAGCAGAGAACAAGCUCUUGCGCCGCGCGGUGACGAUCCAGAACCAGCAAAAGGAAGACGCGACGCAAGAGAACAACGUGCUCAAGCAAAUUGCGACGCAGGCGGCCGAGCACAUCAAGCGCCUCGAGCAAACCAACUAUGCACUCCGCGUGCACCUCCAAGCGAGCACGGGCAGCAACGGCUCGGCCAACACGUUCUCGUCGGACGUAUACUAGGGCUCUCCCUUCUAUUUGCAUGCCAUUUUUAUUAGUCGUAGACCGAAAGAGAAAUAAAGUCAAAAUUCAUCGCCGUAUUCACAUCUCCUA
Saprolegnia diclina VS20 is the source of this 976-nucleotide messenger RNA. RefSeq lists its product as hypothetical. Lineage: Eukaryota; Oomycota; Saprolegniomycetes; Saprolegniales; Saprolegniaceae. The record is from RefSeq and is a predicted model, not a curated record. The coding region runs from base 338 to 886 and encodes 182 amino acids. The transcript is spliced from 2 exons.